Molecule: messenger RNA, 908 nt
Organism: Beta vulgaris subsp. vulgaris (sugar beet)
Lineage: Eukaryota; Viridiplantae; Streptophyta; Magnoliopsida; Caryophyllales; Amaranthaceae
Product: succinate dehydrogenase assembly factor 2, mitochondrial
Exons: 6
Coding region: 168-713 (181 amino acids)
Biological process (GO): tricarboxylic acid cycle; mitochondrial electron transport, succinate to ubiquinone; mitochondrial respiratory chain complex II assembly
Cellular component (GO): mitochondrion
Source: RefSeq, a predicted model, not a curated record
UUUGUCUUAUUGUGUGGCUCCUCGAUGGGAGACGUGUUCGUCGUCUUUACCCCCGCUCUUAUUCUCCCCCAGCCCCCAGGGAGUGCUACCAACAUUUAAAGAAAAAAACUUGAAUUUUAGUAUCCUCUCCCAGCCACGAAUAGUACCGUUGUUGCGGUCAGUAUCAGAUGGCGAUGCUUCGAAGAACGGCCUCAACUCUGAAUCGGAUUAUCAAUUCUAAAGUUGUUUCUAGCAAUUGGAAUUCAUUUGCUUCGCCAACUGUCGCUACUCACAAAAUUACAAAAUCACAGUUGGUUCCUGUGACAUGUCGAUUUUAUUCGAGUGAGAUUGAUUUUACUGAUGUGGAGAGUAGAAGGCGGAUGUUCAAUAGGUUGCUGUAUCGGAGCAAACAGCGCGGAUUUUUGGAGUUGGAUUUGGUCUUAGGAAAUUGGGUUGAAGAUAAUAUUCAGUCCAUGGAUGAAAAUGGAAUUAAAUCUCUCAUUCAAGUUCUUGACCUGGAAAACCCAGAUUUGUGGAAUUGGUUGAGUGGCCAAGAACAACCACCUGAGUCAAUUAGUGUGAAUCCCGUCUUUACUGCUGUUCGCGAGAAAGUUGCAAGCAAUCUAAACAACCAUGCUGCUCCGGAGACACGAGCAACACCCGGACAGCCAUGGGUUAGAGGAUGGGAUGACAUUAAAAGAGGCAAAGACAGUCCUGUCUCUGGAAAUCAGUAAUUCUAAGUGAUGUAUUUGUUUUGCUGCCUUGCAUAUUUCAAAACAUGGGAGAAUAAGGAUGUAUAUUUUACUGUGAGUUAUGUGAACAUGAUCAUAUAGAUAAGUAGUUAUUUUUGGUUUAAGCUGUAACAUAUGUCUGCAAUUGCUAUGAGGGUAUUUCUAAUAAUCUUCUUUUAUAUAAACUAAUUUUAUGCA